Molecule: messenger RNA, 2212 nt
Organism: Hypomesus transpacificus
Lineage: Eukaryota; Metazoa; Chordata; Actinopteri; Osmeriformes; Osmeridae
Gene: slc2a2
Product: solute carrier family 2 member 2
Exons: 12
Coding region: 324-1841 (505 amino acids)
Biological process (GO): monosaccharide transmembrane transport
Cellular component (GO): brush border; membrane
Molecular function (GO): hexose transmembrane transporter activity
Source: RefSeq, a predicted model, not a curated record
UUUUGGCAUGGCGGGGAAUCGAUCCGGCAACAUUCUGAUUACUAGCCCAACUCCCUCACCGCUCAGCCAUCUGACUCCCAAUUAGCUGGACACAGCGGCGCAAGGAAAAACGAGCAGGGAGAGAGUGCAAUGGAGAGAGUGCAAUGGAGAGAGUGCAAUGGAGAGAGUGCAAUGGAGAGCAUGAACACAGCGUGAUACCUAGGGAUUGAUCAUUACCCGGAGAUGUGUGUGUGUUUGCUGUGUGUGUGGGAUGUUAUCUCACCAUGUAGUGGGGUCGCAGCAAGUCCUGUGUCCUGCGAAGGAGUUGACACUCUGGACCCAGAAUGGAGUCAGGAAAGCAGUUGACAGGUACCCUGGCUCUGGCUGUAUUCACAGCAGUCCUAGGCUCUCUGCAGUAUGGAUACAGCCUAGGAGUCAUCAAUUCUCCACAGAAGAUCAUAGAGAGGCAUUACGGACGGGCGCUGGGGUUGGUGCCAGAGGAGCCUCUCCUCCAAUCAGACAACAGCACGCUGGUGGAGGAAAAUGAAGUACACUCGUCUGUGGUGAUAUACUGGUCCCUGUCGGUGGCCAUCUUCUCUGUGGGAGGCAUGGUCUCCUCGUUCCUGGUGGGCUUUGUGGGAGACCUGAGAGGAAGAGUGAAGGGUAUGCUCAUGGUGAACGUAUUGGCAGUAGCUGGUGGCCUGCUGAUGGGCUUGGCCAAUACAUGGAGGCCUCAUAUCAUGGUUAUCACUGGACGAGCUGUCAUGGGCUUCUACUGUGGCUUAUCGUCAGGGCUGGUGCCCAUGUAUAUAGGGGAGAUAGCUCCUAUGGCAUACAGAGGAGCUUUGGGGACAUUACACCAGCUGGCCAUCGUCACUGGCAUCCUUAUCAGCCAGGUGAUCGGUCUGGAGUUCCUCCUGGGGAAUGACUCCAUGUGGCCUCUACUGCUAGGUCUUUCCGGAGCCCCGGCCCUCCUCCAGUCCCUGCUCCUACCUCUCUGUCCAGAGAGCCCUCGGUACCUCUACAUACGCAGGGGACUGGAGGCAGAGGCCCGCAAGAGCUUACAUCGUCUGAAAGGGGAGUACGACCCCACAGCAGACCUGGAGGAGAUGAGGAAGGAGAAGGAGGAGGCGGAGAAGGAAGAACAGGUGUCCAUCGUCGGUCUGGUGCGUUCGUCUCUGUACAGACAGCAGCUGUUCGUGGCCCUCAUGAUGCACCUCUCCCAACAGCUCUCUGGCAUCAACGCUAUCUUUUAUUAUUCGACGGCCAUCUUCGAACGUGCUGGCGUUGCCCAGCCUGUCUACGCCACCAUUGGAGUAGGAGUCAUCAACACCGUCUUUACUAUGGUGUCUGUGGUGCUCGUGGAUCGGGCCGGCAGAAGAACGCUAAGUCUGAUUGGCUUAGGAGGGAUGUGCAUCUGUGCGGUUGCCAUGUCAGUUGGCCUCAUCUAUCUGGACACGUUCUCCUGGAUGAGCUACGUCAGCAUGUCGGCCAUCUUCCUGUUUGUGUGCUUCUUUGAGAUGGGACCUGGUCCCAUCCCUUGGUUCAUUGUGGCAGAGCUGUUCAGCCAGGGACCACGCCCGGCGGCCAUUGCUCUGGCUGGCUGCUGCAACUGGACUUGCAAUUUCAUUGUGGGGAUGACUUUCCCCUACAUAGAGGUUCUGUUGGGUAGCUACGUGUUCAUCCUGUUUGCGGUGUUCCUGUUUGGCUUCACUGUGUUCACCUACUGCCGCAUGCCAGAGACCAAGGGGAAGACCUUUGAGGAGAUUUCUGCUGUCUUCCAGAAGGGCAGGAAAACAGUUCCUCCAGGCCCCAAGAUCUCCACAGAACUGGAGCACCUUAAAUCAGCCUCGGAUGCUUGAAAGACCACUAUGUAUGUUUGAAUCAUGAUGCUGCAUUUGUAUCUUAGCUCUGUUCUAUCUGUGUAUAAUAGCACAUUAAUAUAACAUUCUCUCGUCACAAACAUUGGUCCUCCCCAGUGACUGGAAAUGAGGCUCUGAAACGGCAGCCAUCUUGUACAGUCAAUCUACCUGGAGAAUGCAGAUACCCUUAAAAUAUUUUUAAAGAUUUGUACAUUUGUGUACCACUUUGGGGGGCUGUGGAUUAUCCUUGACAUACAGUGUAAGUCUUAAAGCAAUCAAACCUAAUAGCAAUAAAUGUACCAAAGUGUUGAUUGGUUAAAUUUGUAUGCAAAUAAAUCUGUAUAAUGUACUGAAUAAAAAGUUUUCCAUCG